Molecule: messenger RNA, 1806 nt
Organism: Mesorhabditis belari
Lineage: Eukaryota; Metazoa; Nematoda; Chromadorea; Rhabditida; Rhabditidae
Source: the annotation of a GenBank genome assembly
AUGCUAGAAGGCUUUAUGAAAAAAUAUGUGCUUAUUUUGUUGUUUGGUCUUGUCAUCUCAAGUGAUCAUGUAGAAGAGUGGCCAGCUUGUACUCAUGUGGAUCCUUAUGAAAACCUUGGGGAUUGGAUGCAAGUGAAUGCUGAAAGUUCGAAAUGCAAUCACACUACACAAGCUGAUCGAGAGACGGAAAGAGAAGCCGAAAGGAGAAAAUGGGGUGAACGAGCAUUUUCUUUUGACAUGGUUUCCAGUGAUAAAAUCGGUCCAAGACGAAUACUCGACUAUCAGGCAGAAAAGAACUGUAAAAAUGCGAGCUUUCAACACGACCAAUCAGUGUCAAUUGUGAUCAUUUAUCACAACGAAUGUCUUUCCGUUCUCCUUCGAAUGCUCACAUCGAUUUUCGAUCGAACACCUGAAAGCAAUCUGCAAGAAAUAAUUCUCUACGAUGACGCUAGUGAAGUCGAGCAUAUCUUAGUCGAGAAAUUACAAGAAUUUGGACAUAUUACCGAGAAAAGCGAUAUUUUGAAAAUCCAUCGAAACCCGGAACGAGAAGGACUGAUUCGAGCAAAAGUGUUAGCUUCACGAAUGGCAAUUGGCGAUGUGCUCAUUUUUCUCGAUUCACAUUGUGAAGUGAGCGAAGGAUGGCUGCCACCACUUCUCGAUCCGAUUCACAAAAAUCCAAAGAGCAUCGUUUUACCGAUUGUUGACCUGAUUUCUCCAAUCACUUUCAAAUAUUCAAAGGCAUUAAUCGCUCGUUGUGGCUUUGAUGAUGCUCUCAAUUUUAAAUGGCUUUAUCUACCUUGGGAAUAUUGGAAUGUUGAAGAGAACAUCGUGAAACCAUUUGAAUCACCAUCAAUGUCCGGUGGGCUUUUGGCGGUGCAAAGCGAGUUUUUCCGAGAAAUCGGGGAAUAUGAUAUGGGAAUGGAGAUUUGGGGAGCCGAAAAUCACGAAUUAUCGCUCAGGACUUGGUUAUGCGGAGGCCGAGUGUUGAUUGCUCCAUGUUCACGAGUGGGACAUGUCUUUCGAAUGAGAAGACCUUACAAGAGUGCACCAAAAAACAAAGAAGCGGCUAGAGACACGAACUCAUAUAAUUCAGCUCGAACGGCUAAAGUUUGGCUAGGCGAUUAUUUGAAAUACUUCAUUCGGGCAAAUCCGAGAGCAGCUAAAUUGAAUGUGGGAGAUCUGAAAGAAAGAUUCGAGAUAAAAGAACGCUUAAAAUGCAAGGAUUUCUCAUGGUUUCUCGAAAAUGUUUAUCCGGAAUUCAAGAAAAUCGACGAAAAUCAAAGAUUUGCCUUUUCAGUGAAGAAGCAAAAUUUAAAGCCGCCACUUCCAAGCAAUCAACAAAUGUUGGGAGCACAAGCCCUUCGAACCAAACAGAAAGCAGAGCAAAAGGAAAAAGAGAAAAGACAAAGAGAACGUCUGAAGAGUAUCGAAAUUCAACGGGAGAAAGCUCAUCGACAAGCCUGCGAAGAUGCCGCUCUUCAGUACCUUGAGAAUCUUGACAUUCGAGCAGAGCCACCACUAAAAAUCAAACAUGGAGGGAUGGGCACUUCUGCAUCAUCUGAUGCUCUUGCUCAUCGCCAUUCCGUGCACACAAUGAACAUGAAUGUAGUUCAAAAAGGCAAUCUGCAAUUUUCGACUCCUGGCCGCUCACCUUCUUCUGAAAUGUUCAAAGAAAAGAAAGAAGGAAGCCGUUUGCUCAGAUGGCUGGGAUUGGCGGAUAAAGAUGAGAGAUCACAAAGUGAAUUAGAUAAAGAAGAAAGAGAACGGAUACGGCUGCUCAAGCAGAGACGCAUGAGCACCUUCACC